UUUUCUGUUGGUGCUCUCUUUUGGGACUGAAGUGUAUGGUAUUUUAGCGAAGGCGAAGGUUCGAAUAUGAGUAAGCUUCAGAGUGAUGCGUUGAGAGAAGCUAUCACAUCUAUCUUCUCUGAUAGCAAUGAGAAAAAGAGGAAAUUUACCGAGACCAUUGAACUUCAGAUCGGGCUGAAGAACUAUGACCCUCAAAAGGAUAAGCGUUUCAGUGGUUCUGUGAAGUUGCCCCACAUUCCCCGUCCGAAGAUGAAGAUUUGCAUGCUUGGAGAUGCAUUGCACGUUGAGGAGGCCGAGAAGAUUGGUUUAGAUUAUAUGGAUGUGGAGGGCUUGAAGAAGCUUAAUAAGAACAAGAAAUUGGUGAAGAAACUUGCCAAAAAGUACCAUGCCUUCUUGGCAUCUGAAGCUGUAAUCAAGCAGAUCCCUCGUCUUCUAGGACCUGGGCUCAACAAAGCAGGAAAGUUCCCAACAUUGGUGACACACCAAGAAUCGCUCGAAUCCAAAGUUAACGAGACCAAGGCAAUGGUCAAGUUUCAAUUGAAGAAGGUGCUUUGCAUGGGAGUUGCAGUGGGAAAUGUUUCCAUGGAGGAGAAGCAAGUCUUCCAAAACGUGCAAAUGAGUGUCAAUUUCCUGGUUUCUUUGUUGAAGAAGAACUGGCAGAAUGUUAGGUGCCUGUACCUGAAGAGCACAAUGGGGAAGUCGUACCGAGUUUUCUAAGCUCUGUUAGUGAUCUAGUCAGUCUUGUGUUCGAUCUUUCUACUGUUGAAGUUAUUUUUUGAAGAGCAGUUUUGCGAAUUGAGCGUUUUUUUAAUGAUCAUUGAACAAAGAAACAGGGAUGCUUUUUUCUCCUCUAAAGUGACUAUUGAUAAUGAAGUUUUCAAUUCCUCCAUGACCGACAUGAACAUUCAUUUACUUUCGCUUCGGUUUAUGGUAUUAGAGUUGUUGGGUUCUUUCUUAAUGGGUUAA
Messenger RNA from Momordica charantia (bitter melon), 966 nucleotides. RefSeq names its product Ribosomal protein L1p/L10e family (gene PGY1). Gene Ontology annotation, biological process: translation. NCBI's taxonomy places the organism in Eukaryota, Viridiplantae, Streptophyta, Magnoliopsida, Cucurbitales, Cucurbitaceae. The record is from RefSeq and is a predicted model, not a curated record. Gene Ontology annotation, molecular function: RNA binding; structural constituent of ribosome. Gene Ontology annotation, cellular component: large ribosomal subunit.